Molecule: messenger RNA, 315 nt
Organism: Nematocida major
Lineage: Eukaryota; Fungi; Microsporidia
Exons: 1
Coding region: 1-315 (104 amino acids)
Source: RefSeq, a predicted model, not a curated record
AUGAUUGUUACUUGCAGAAAUUGCCGAGGAGAAAUUACAAGCAGAACGUGGAAUGAGCACACAAAUUGCAGCUGCCUAAUUUCAGAGGAACCUCCCGCAGGGACAAAGCUAGAGGACCAGCGAGAAGGGAGAAUUCGCUGCGUAAAGUGCAACUCUGUUUUGGGCCGAUUCAAGUGGCACGGAGCCAAGUGCAUGUGCGGGAGGUGGACAUUCCCGUACAUAAGCGUCCACAAAAGCAACACGGACAUUAUGCACGAAGAGAAAAGCACUCCCCCAGAAGAAAAGCAGCUCCCAGAAGAAAAGCUUCCUUUCUAG